Messenger RNA from Talaromyces proteolyticus, 2043 nucleotides. RefSeq names its product putative C6 transcription factor. The coding region runs from base 1 to 2043 and encodes 680 amino acids. Gene Ontology annotation, cellular component: nucleus. Gene Ontology annotation, biological process: regulation of DNA-templated transcription. The record is from RefSeq and is a predicted model, not a curated record. NCBI's taxonomy places the organism in Eukaryota, Fungi, Ascomycota, Eurotiomycetes, Eurotiales, Trichocomaceae. Gene Ontology annotation, molecular function: DNA-binding transcription factor activity, RNA polymerase II-specific; zinc ion binding; transcription cis-regulatory region binding. The transcript is spliced from 7 exons.
AUGAGCGAAAAGGAUUCAAAUGUCGUGUUUCGACCCGAUAAAACUCCGAUUCGGUUCUUCAAAGCAUGUCGGUGGUGUCGGCGACAGAAAAUGCGUUGUGACGCGCGCAAUCAAAUCCCAUGUUUCCGCUGUCGCUCUUCUGGCCGCGAUUGUAUCAUUGAUCCUGUUAGCAGUGGAUCUCGUCGUGAACGCAGCCACAAAAGUACUACGCCAAUACGACGUUACAUCGAGAAUUCACCAAUUCAACGCGCUGCUGCCUUUCAAAGUCCUGCAUCUACGGAACAGGACUUCUCACUCGUCACUCUAAGGUCUCAGAAUAGCGGACAAAACGAGCCAGAGUCUCAACAGUUGAGUACAAAUGAAAUGAUUGCGCCAGUAUCCGCAGUUCAUUCAAUGUCCGUAAACUUGCUAGGCUCUGAAAAUAUCUUUAUGGAAAAUUCAACAAAUGGCGACCAGAAAGGUGACAUUAUUUCUCGCGGCAUCGUAAGCGAGGAGCUCGCCCGUGUUAUGUAUGAACGGUUUACUGGUGGAAGCAAGAAUUUUCUACCUCUGUUUGAUCCAAUUCGGGACACAUUUGACUCUAUUCGGUCACGGUCUUUAUUUUGUUUUACGGUGAUUAUCUAUCUCGCGAGUCGCGCCGUAUCUGAUUUGCGCGGUGACACACACAUGCAAAGGGUUUUGCAGGAUGAGGCACAUCGCCUAGCCGAAGACAGUUUUUUCGAACGACCCACUAAGCUAGAGACUGUUCAGGGCAUGAUUCUUCUCGCUGCUUACUCGGAAAAAACCUGGUUCUCAAUAGCGCUUAUUCUUCGUACUGCCUUGGACUCCGGGCUAGAAAAAUCACUAGACACUUUGCUGUAUCAGGACGAUAUACCACGGAGCUCACUCUCUGCUUCUAUGGCAGAUCGUCAGCUAGUAUGGCAAACGAGAACCUGGCUUAUCAGUUUCACAUUGGAAUUGGACGUAGCAUCCGGCACUGGGCGCAAGUCCCGCAUUGCUGAGGUGGACGUGGCGAAACUCUAUAGAUUUCUUGAUUGUCCACUUUCUUUGCCGGCUGAUAUGCGCACGGUGAGUAUAAUUGAACUUCAUCAGUUACGAGGUCAAUCGCGAGUUGUCAUCGACAGUACGACAACGACAUCUGAUAUUAUUAGCAAAGAGCUACCAGCCAUUAUGGGAAGGCUUGAAAAUUGGUGGACAAAGUGGGAUCAGACUCAUGACCAAAACGGCUUCCAUGCAGGAGCUUUCCAACGCAGCAGCCUGAAGCUUAUGCUUCAUUAUGCCAGAAUCUUUGUCUUUUGUAUUUCACUGGCGCGUAUUCAACGACUACAGCCUGCUUACGUAAACUCAGAUCCGGAAAAGAUGGAUCAAAACGUCAUGAAACUAUGGCAAUCACUUAUAACUACCAUCAUGGAGCAAUUAGCGUUUCUAAUAAACGAGUCAUCUUAUCGCUAUCAGCUAACAUGGGCACCAACAUACCCAGCUUUAACAGUCGCAUUUGUUACAACGUUUGCUCUUCGAAUCGCAAGAUGGUGUCCAAGCUUGAUAGAUCAGUCGUUACUUCUAGAAAGAGCGGAAAAGAUCUGCGAUUUUCUAAAGCAGCCUCCAUACCCUGACAUUCACCGCACCGUCUCCAUCUUCGUAAAUUAUGCACGUGCCUUAAUUGCCACUCAACGCCGGGAAACUGAGGAUCAUGGUAAUGAUAUCAUUUUAUCCGAACAAUGUGAUCAAUUAUCACCUUCAAACAAUGGUUCUGACAGUGUCAUGGUGAAUGCACAACCUCUUCCAGCAAGAGAAGGCAUGCUUGAAGAUACCUAUUACCAAGGUUGUUCCAACACACAGCCUAAUAAGAAUUCGCAAUCUUCGUCAGUGGUAAAUGGUGGCAUUUCUUCUACAGCCAGGCCUCCCAAUUCUCGAUUUCCCGAAUCGAUGGAUGCUCCCAAUUGGACUAUGUCCAAUUCCAUUGCUGACUCAUUUGGCCUUUUUGAAGAAGGACAGAAUGAUAUCUUUGAUUUUUUACCUACAAUGCCUUCUAUACCGCAAUAA